Aspergillus brunneoviolaceus CBS 621.78 is the source of this 330-nucleotide messenger RNA. RefSeq lists its product as uncharacterized. The transcript has a single exon. Bases 1 to 330 code for a protein of 109 amino acids. Lineage: Eukaryota; Fungi; Ascomycota; Eurotiomycetes; Eurotiales; Aspergillaceae. The record is from RefSeq and is a predicted model, not a curated record.
AUGAAGCUCUGCAGCACAGGCUUGAUGUUUAUCUCGAUCUUGUUCACAGCGAGCCAUGCUGCACCUGUGGAUCGGUAUGUACACUACCCCUUCCAACCCCCUGCCUUUGUGCAUGCGGGUAAUUUUGCCGACCUGGUGAAUAGGGCUGCCCGCUCUGUGGAUGUGACGUCUAAAUACGAUCGUGCUGUGGAUGUCUCAUCGAAUUAUGACCGUGCUGUGGAUGUCACAUCGAACUAUGACCGAGCUGUGGAUAUGACUGCCAACUAUGAUCGUGCCGUGGAUAUGACUGCGAACUACGACCGGGCUUUGAUAAGUUCUAAGUAUGACUAA